Erpetoichthys calabaricus (reedfish) is the source of this 4457-nucleotide messenger RNA. Its product is annotated as zinc finger protein 883-like. Bases 149 to 4318 code for a protein of 1389 amino acids. Gene Ontology annotation, biological process: regulation of immune system process; regulation of cytokine production; negative regulation of transcription by RNA polymerase II. Lineage: Eukaryota; Metazoa; Chordata; Cladistia; Polypteriformes; Polypteridae. The record is from RefSeq and is a predicted model, not a curated record. The transcript is spliced from 9 exons.
UAAUCGGCCAAAAGCCUCGUAUGUGACGCCAUCAAUCGCGAAGAAAACAAAAUUGGCGUACACUUGCGUUUCGUGUCUUUUACUUGUGAGUAAUAAACUGGAAACGUGGAACGAGACAGUUGAGUGAGCAGACUUUUAAAAAAGCAUCAUGUCACUCAGAGGCAGAAGAGAAAAAGAAAAAGCUGAUGUUUACUGGAACAUCUCAAUGGAUGUGAAACAGGAGAGCUGUGAUGUGGACACAAAUAUCGAUAUUAAGGAGGAGGACUGCGAGUUGGAGUCCAUCUACAUUAAACAGGAAAGUCUGAGCAUUAAGGAGGAGAACAGUGAACUGCAGGCAGUGGGCAUUAAAGAAGAAGCUGAAGAGAAGUCUGUCAGUAUUGAGACACACAACCAUACAAAUCUGGACAGUGUAAAAGAAGACAACCUUCAUGAUGGAUGUCAAGAUGGAGUGGUGACCAGGUUAGACUCUUCUCAAAGCAGACAAUGUUCAUCUCCAGAGCCUUCUGUCAAUGUGAAAACUGAAUCAUUACAGACUAAACCAAAGAAGUCUGAGCAAACUACAUCUGUUAGAGCUCAGGAAAAUCGGCCACCAUCUACAAAGAAGUCUGGAAAAAGAAUCAAAGAUCAGUGCAGUUUGGAAUCUGGAAAAGAAUUCUCUGGCAGGAGUGCUGUUCAGAUCAACACUGGAGUUCACACAGGAGAGAAGCCAUAUUGCUGUACUGAAUGUGGUAAACAGUUGUCAUGUAUAAGCAGUCUGAAGAUCCACACUAGAGUUCACACGGGAGAGAAGCCAUAUUGCUGUAAUGAAUGUGGUAAACAGUUUUCAUAUAUAAACAGUCUGAAGAUCCACACUAGAGUUCACACGGGAGAGAAGCCGUAUUGCUGUAAUGAAUGUGGUAAACAGUUUUCAAGAAUGAGCCAUCUUCAGAGACACACUAGAAUUCACACUGGAGAGAAGCCAUAUUGCUGUACUGAAUGUGGUAAACAGUUUUCAUAUAUGAAAUAUCUUCAGAGACACACUAGAGUUCACACGGGAGAGAAGCCAUAUUGCUGUACUGAAUGUGGUAAACAUUUUUCACAGAUGGGCCAACUUCAAAUACACACUAGAAUUCACACGGGAGAGAAGCCGUAUUGCUGUAAUGAAUGCGGUAAACAUUUUUCACAUAUAAACAGUCUGAAGAACCACACUAGAGUUCACACCGGAGAGAAGCCAUAUUGCUGUAAUGAAUGUGGUAAACAUUUUUCACAGAUGGGCCAACUUCAAAUACACACUAGAGUUCACACGGGAGAGAAGCCAUAUUACUGUAAUGAAUGUGGUAAACAGUUUUCUCAAAUGAUUAGUCUACAUAAACACACUAGAGUUCACACGGGAGAGAAGCCAUAUUGCUGUAAUGAAUGUGGUAAACAGUUUUCAGUAAUGGGCCAACUUCAGAGACACACUAGAGUUCACACCGGAGAGAAGCCGUAUUGCUGUAAUGAAUGUGGUAAACAGUUUUCAUAUAUAAACAGUCUGAAGAUCCACACUAGAGUUCACACUAGAGAGAAGCCGUAUUGCUGUAAUGAAUGUGGUAAACAGUUUUCAGAUAUAAGCAGUCUGAAGGUCCACACUAGAGUUCACGCGGGAGUGAAGCCAUAUUGCUGUAAUGAAUGUGGCAAACAGUUUUCAUAUAUCAGCAGUCUGAAGAUCCACACUAGAGUUCACACCGGAGAGAAGCCGUAUUGCUGUAAAGAAUGUGGUAAACAGUUUUCAGAUAUAAGCAGUCUGAAGGCCCACACUAGAGUUCACGCGGGAGUGAAGCCAUAUUUCUGUAAUGAAUGUGGUAAACAGUUUUCACAUAUGAGCAAUCUUCAGAAUCACACUAGAGUUCACACGGGAGUGAAGCCAUAUUGCUGUACUGAAUGUGGUAAACAGUUUUCACGUAUGUCCAGUCUGAAGAACCACAUUAGAGUUCACACCGGAGAGAAGCCGUAUUGCUGUAAUGAAUGUGGUAAACAGUUUUCACAAAUGAUCAAUCUGACGAUCCACACUAGAGUUCACACAGGAGAGAAGCCAUGUUGCUGUAAUGAAUGUGGUAAACAGUUUUCACAAAUGGGCCAUCUUCAGAUACACACUAGAGUUCACACUGGAGAGAAGCCAUAUUGCUGUACUGAAUGUGGUAAACAGUUUUUACGUAUGUCCAGUCUGAAGAACCACAUUAGAGUUCACACCGGAGAGAAGCCGUAUUGCUGUAAUGAAUGUGGUAAACAGUUUUCACAAAUGAUCAAUCUGAAGAUCCACACUAGAGUUCACACAGGAGAGAAGCCAUGUUGCUGUAAUGAAUGUGGUAAACAAUUUUCACAAAUGGGCCAUCUUCAGAUACACACUAGAGUUCACACUGGAGAGAAGCCAUAUUGCUGUACUGAAUGUGGUAAACAGUUUUUACGUAUGUCCACUUUGAUCAACCACAGUAGAGUUCACACCGGAGAGAAGCCGUAUUGCUGUAAUGAAUGUGGUAAACAGUUUUCACAAAUGAUCCAUCUGAAGAUACACACCAGACUUCACACAGGAGAGAAGCCAUAUUGCUGUAAUGAAUGUGGUAAACAGUUUUCACAAAUAGGCCAUCUUCAGAUACACACUAGAGUUCACACUGGAGAGAAGCCAUAUUGCUGUACUGAAUGUGGUAAACAGUUUUCACAUAUGAACAGUCUGAAGAACCACACUAGAGUUCACACCAGAGAGAAGCCGUAUUGCUGUAAUGAAUGUGGUAAACAGUUUUCACGAAUGGGCCAACUUCAAAUACACACUAGAGUUCACACGAGAGAAAAGCCAUAUUGCUGUACUGAAUGUGGUAAACAGUUUUCAAAUAUGAACAGUCUGAAGAACCACACUAGAGUUCACACGGGAGAGAAGCCAUAUUGCUGUAAUGAAUGUGGUAAACAAUUUUCAUAUAUGAACAGUCUGAAGAACCACACUAGAGUUCACACUGGAGAGAAGCCGUAUUGCUGUAAUGAAUGUGGUAAACAGUUUUCACGUAUAAGCAGUCUGAAGUACCACACCAGCGUUCACAUGGGAAAGAAGCCGUAUUGCUGUAAUGAAUGUGGUAAACAGUUUUCACAAAUGAUCAGUCUUCAGAGACACACUAGAGUUCACACGGGAGAGAAGCCAUAUUGCUGUAAUGAAUGUGGUAAACAGUUUUCACAUAUAAGCAGUCUGAAGGACCACACUAGACUUCACACUGGAGAGAAGCCGUAUUGCUGUAAUGAAUGUGGUAAACUUUUUUCACAUUUAAACAGUCUGAAGGACCACACUAGACUUCACACUGGAGAGAAGCCAUAUUGCUGUAAUGAAUGUGGUAAACAGUUUUCAAGAAUGGGCCAUCUUCAGAAACACACUAGAGUUCACACCGGAGAGAAGCCAUAUUGCUGUAAUGAAUGUGGUAAAGAGUUUUCACAUGUAAACAGUCUGAAUGUCCAUACUAGAGUUCACACGGGAGAGAAGCCAUAUUGCUGUAAUGAAUGUGGUAAACAGUUUUCACGUAUAAACCGUCUGAAUGAUCACACUAGAGUUCACACGGGAGAAAAGCCGUAUUGCUGUAAUGAAUGUGGUAAACAGUUUUCACAAAUGGGCCAUCUUCAGAGACACACUAGAGUUCACACCGGAGAGAAGCCAUAUUGCUGUAAUGAAUGUGGUAAACAGUUUUCACAAAUGAUCAAUCUUCUGACACACACUAGAGUUCACACGGGAGAGAAGCCAUAUUGCUGUAAUGAAUGUGGUAAACAGUUUUCACAUAUAAACAGUCUUCAGAAACACACUAGUGUUCACAUGAGAGAGAAGCCAUAUUGCUGUAAUGAAUGUGGUAAACAGUUUUCACAUAUAAACAGUCUGAAUGUCCACACUAGAGUUCACACCGGUGAGAAGCUGUAUUGCUGUAAUGAAUGUGGUAAACAGUUUUCACGAAUGAGCAAUCUUCAGAGACACACAAGAGUUCACACCGGUGAGAAGCCAUAUUGCUGUACUGAAUGUGGUAAACAGUUUUCACACAUAAGCAGUCUAAAUGACCACACUAGAGUUCACACAGGAGAGAAGCCGUAUUGCUGCAAUGAAUGUGGUAAACAGUUUUCACAAAUGAGCCAUCUCCAGAGACACACUAGAGUUCACACCGGAGAGAAGCCAUAUUGCUGUACUGAAUGUGGUAAACCAUUUUCAGAAAAAUGCAAUCUUCACAAACACAGUAGAGUUCACACUGGAGAGAAACCAUAUUGCUGUAAUGAAUGUGGUAAACUGUUUUCUGAGAUGGGCAGUCUUCAGAGACACACUAGAGUUCACAAUAGAAUAUAAAGGGUAGCAGUUCAUAAAUCAGUCCAGAAAAACAAGCACCCUUCAGGUCUCAAGAGUGAGGUUCACUUCUGUCUUGAAAAGUAAGCAAACUAAACUAUUGUUGACAAAUUAAUCUCUGAGAGAAGCCAUAUUGCUGUUU